CUGGCCAGAGGAUUGUUGGGGUCACUGAGGAGAGCAACCACACCUGAAAGCCUGGGGCCCCGCUACAUCGAAUCCUUCUGUGCCCAGGAUUAACAGCAGAGCCUCCUCUUGGCAGUUUUCAGAGAGAAAAAAAUCCAUCUUCCUAGAACAUGGCAGGGAAGAAAGUGCUCAUCGUUUAUGCACACCAAGAACCCAGGUCUUUCAAUGCAUCCUUGAAGAGAGUGGCGGUGCAUGAACUGAGCCAGCAGGGCUGCACCGUCACCGUUUCUGAUCUCUACGCCAUGGACUUUGAGCCGAGGGCCACGAGGAAGGAUAUCACUGGUGCUCUCUCUAAUCCUGAGUUCUUCAGUUAUGGGGUGGAGGCAUAUGAAGCCUGCAAGAAGAGGUCUCUGACCAGCGACAUAAUUGACGAGCAGAAAAAGGUGCAGGAAGCUGAUCUAGUGAUACUUCAGUUCCCGCUGUACUGGUUCAGCGUACCGGCCAUCCUGAAGGGCUGGAUGGACAGGGUGCUGUGCCAGGGCUUCGCCUUCGACAUCCCAGGGUUCUACGACUCCGGCUUCCUGAAGGAUAAAUUGGCCCUGCUUUCGCUCACCACGGGCAGCACGGCCGAGAUGUACACAAAAACCGGAGUCAGCGGAGAUUUUCGAUACUUCCUGUGGCCCCUCCAGCAUGGUACACUGCACUUCUGUGGAUUUAAAGUCCUUGCCCCUCAGAUCAGUUUUGCUCCUGAGAUUGCAUCAGAAGAAGAAAGAAAGGGGAUGGUGGCAUCCUGGGCUGAGAGACUGAAAACCAUCUGGAAUGAAGAGCCCAUCCCCUGCACUCCUGAUUGGUACUUUGGGCAAUAACACUCUGUGCCACGUACCCAUCACAUGAGCAACACACGAGGAGACACAAGCACGUGCAAAGAGAAGAUGAAGCUGUGAGCUGAUGAAAUGACUACAGAGUUACCUGGAUAUAUUCACCAAUGUGCAC
Ceratotherium simum simum (southern white rhinoceros) is the source of this 972-nucleotide messenger RNA. RefSeq names its product N-ribosyldihydronicotinamide:quinone dehydrogenase 2 (gene NQO2). Gene Ontology annotation, molecular function: NAD(P)H dehydrogenase (quinone) activity. The record is from RefSeq and is a predicted model, not a curated record. NCBI's taxonomy places the organism in Eukaryota, Metazoa, Chordata, Mammalia, Perissodactyla, Rhinocerotidae. Gene Ontology annotation, cellular component: cytosol.